Bradysia coprophila is the source of this 1102-nucleotide messenger RNA. RefSeq names its product Apoptosis-linked gene-2 (gene Alg-2). The record is from RefSeq and is a predicted model, not a curated record. NCBI's taxonomy places the organism in Eukaryota, Metazoa, Arthropoda, Insecta, Diptera, Sciaridae. Gene Ontology annotation, molecular function: calcium ion binding.
AAAUAUAUACACAUCCAGUCAUAUACUCAUUAUAUUCAACAUUUCACCAUAGAAUUUCUGCUCAAUAAAAUAACAGUUCUUCGCUGAUCACUCGAUAUCUGUGCGAAAACGUUUUUUGAAAAACGUAAAAACUUGUUUAAUCUUCAAAUAAUCGAACUAGAUCACUACUAAAUAGACAAAUAAAAUGGCAUUUCAAUCGCCAAUGCCAAGUCAAGAGUUUUUGUGGGACGUGUUUCGAAGGGUUGACAAAGACAACAGUGGCUACAUUAGUGCCGAUGAAUUACAGCAAGCCCUAUCAAAUGGUACCUGGAACGCUUUUAAUCCGGAAACGGUUCGACUGAUGAUAGGAAUGUUCGACAAAGAGAACCGUGGCACCGUAUCGUUUCACGAUUUCGGUGCGCUGUGGAAAUACGUCACCGAUUGGCAGAACUGUUUCCGUUCAUUCGAUUCGGAUGGUUCCGGUAACAUCGACAAAAAUGAGCUUCGAACGGCGUUAACCGCAUUCGGCUACCGGUUGUCCGACAAUUUGAUCAACAUUCUGAUCCGGAAAUUCGAUCGAUUCGGCAAUGGUACGAUACUGUUCGAUGAUUUCAUACAAUGUUGCAUCAUUCUAUACACACUGACAUCUUCGUUCCGCCAAUACGACACGGAUAUGGAUGGUGUCAUAACGAUUCACUAUGAACAAUUCCUGAGCAUGGUUUUUAGUCUAAAAAUUUAGGAAAACCAAAAAAAAAAGAAGAAGAAAAACGUGGAGAGAUCUCCACCACACGACACACAUACACAUUAUAACUCAAUGCUAAUCAAAAAAUGGUCAAACCAUUCUAUUUUUGUAAAAAAUAUGUGAAAAAGAAAAUUUUAAUGUUAAGGGUUCACUUGUAAGAGAUAGAGGGAGGGAGACACGAAUAACCAGUUUUGGUCGGUGUAUGUUCACCAUUUAGAUUAUAUAAUAUAUUUGUAACGUUUCGUCGCGCUACUACUUUGUGCUUUUUGUAAGAUAUCUAUGUUCAUUUAAAAAUUAAUAAUUUUUUUCUCUUUACAAAAUUUACCUGUUCCCCUGUGAAUUUAAUGAAAAAUAAAAAGCCAAAUUUAUCACACACUCAAA